Molecule: messenger RNA, 993 nt
Organism: Chenopodium quinoa (quinoa)
Lineage: Eukaryota; Viridiplantae; Streptophyta; Magnoliopsida; Caryophyllales; Amaranthaceae
Product: F-box protein CPR30-like
Exons: 4
Coding region: 1-864 (287 amino acids)
Molecular function (GO): protein binding
Source: RefSeq, a predicted model, not a curated record
AUGGUUUAUAUUCAUGAAAAAUAUAAAGAAACGACAAUUAUGAACAAGAAUGAGCAAAACAAAAAAUUGCGGGCGGCAAUCCCAAUUGAGAUAAUCGCCGAAAUACUCUCACGAUUACCAGUCAAAGCACUUCUCCGAUUUCAAAUCGUCUGUAAAUCAUGGAAUUCCUUAAUCAAAUCCCCCAAUUUUAUCAAAAUUCACCUCAAUCAAACCCUAAUUACCAACUCCGAUCGUCAUAUCCUCCUCUCCGACACGACUCUUCAAUGGUCCGAGCUCGACGUUGACCUCCGCCGUAACCACCUCUCUUUCUCGGAGCUGAAUCACCCCCUCAAACCACACAAAGGGCUCCAAUUGAUUGGUUCGUGCAACGGCGUCGUUUGCAUUUCUACUAUCUCUAAAUCCGAGGUCUUCUUGUACAAUCCUCUUACAAAUUCUCAUCGUAAGCUUCCCUCCAAUCCAAUUCCAGUUCCUGAUCUUACUAAAAUGCUGUUAGGGUUUGGAUACGAUAGCAAGAACAACGAUUAUAAGGUUUUGAGGAUUAUUCAGGGGCGUGGAUUACUUGGUAAUACCAAAAAUGAAGCUCAAGUGUAUAGUUUCAAUGAUAAUUCAUGGAAAUGUAUCAAAGCUUUCAUGCCACAAAUGAGCCUUCUUUGUGUGGAUUUAACUGAUAAAGAGAAGAAGAAAGCUCGAGAAAGAGCUAAUUAUGCAUUGGACGACAGCCUUGGCAACUUGACCUUCAAAAUAAACCGCCUGGCACUGUACAAAACUGAUACUGAAGAUAAGUCGCUCAAAUCAUGGCUGUUCAAAAUAAGCUGUUUAGCGUGCUGCUUGCUCUUGCUGUUAGAAGAAUCUCUUUACAGGUAGUUUGAUCAUAUGGAAACCUAUCAAGUUGUGAAGGCUUCUCUUGUUCUACAGUGAUCGGUUUUGCGCUGUAUUUGGUUUAAGCAGGAUGUUGACUGACUGAGUUUUUUGCAACAAUAAGUUUGGUCCAAA